This is a messenger RNA of Erythranthe guttata (spotted monkey flower), 2923 nucleotides long. RefSeq names its product transcription factor GTE9. The record is from RefSeq and is a predicted model, not a curated record. Gene Ontology annotation, molecular function: protein binding. Lineage: Eukaryota; Viridiplantae; Streptophyta; Magnoliopsida; Lamiales; Phrymaceae.
AAAAGGCGUCUCGCAUAAAAGAGUACUACCACUACUACUCCUCACUCGUUCAAAUCAGAUCCGUGAUCACUAAACCAAUCAAUCUGUAGCCGUUGGAUUUUACGGCACAAUAAAUCAACGGUCAGAUUUGAUGCAACUCCUUUGUCUUUAAAUUACCGUGUUCCUGCACAGCACAGGCGCCUCAAUGCGAUUCCUAAACUCAGGAUACAUUUUUUGGAUGAGGAAGAGUUGAUAUGUGCAGAAUUUCGGGGUUAAAUAUAUGGCACCGACUAUCCCUAUAGAUUACACAGGACAGAGGGAAUCGAAACGGUUCUCAAAGACGGGAUCUGGGGAUAUAAUGGGGAAAACACGCAAAGUUUCCAAGGGUUUCUCCUCGGCGCCAGUGCCAGAUUAUAGGCUUUUAUCAGACUCGAUGGAAGCAGGAGGUUUUGGGAGCUCAGGCCGAUUCGACGCAGGAUUGACUGCUUCGCAAGACACUUUCGUUCCUAAUAGGAAGUACAUUAGCUUGGGUGGGGAUGGUUACGAUAGGUCCGUUGUGCCAGUUCAGCUCCUUCCACUAUCGAAGAUGUCGUCCUUUGAGAGGAGGGAGUCGGAAGUCAGGUUGAAGAGUGAGCUUGAACAAGUAAGGAAGCUUCAGAGGAAGAUAGAUUCUUUGACCUUUGAUGCGAUUGUCCGCCCCCCGUUGAGUUCCGAUGUUCACAGUUCUCAAAAUGGGCCGAAGAGACCUGCUAUGGUGGAAAGCUUGCCGGUUUCUACUAAUAACGAGCCUGUGGCUUCGAGGAAGAAAAAAGGUCCUCCCGGAAGAAAUGGGGCCCGCACUAAAGGCGGGCCUAUGGUGAGCGGGCGCAGUGUUUCGGGGAAGCAGGGCCCGCCUCAGUCCAACAGUUCUGUAAUGUUGAUGAAACAGUGUGAGACCCUGUUAGCUCGUUUGAUGGUGCAUCAACAUGCUCGGAUGUUUAACGAGCCUGUUGAUAUCGUGAAGCAUAAAAUCCCGGAUUAUUUCAUCAUUAUUAAGCAUCCGAUGGAUUUAGGGACGAUAAAAGAUAAGUUGGCUUCGAAUCAGUAUUCCAGUCCAAUGGAGUUUGCUGCGGAUGUGAGACUCACCUUCAGAAAUGCAAUGACGUACAACCCUCCUAAACAUGACGUUCAUGUUAUGGCAGAUGUGCUUAGUAAAUACUUUGAAAUGAGAUGGAAAGUAAUCGAGAAAAAAAUCCCAUCAACAACGGAUGAAUCCACGGCUUCGAAAUCAAGUGUCGUUAUAGAACCUGAAAACGUUAAUGUGCCUCCUCCUGCUAAGAAGCAGAAGACAGUUUCAUUGGAAACCAAGACGGUCAAGCAUGAAACAGAAAAGCGUGUAAUGAGUGAUAUUGACAAACAGAAACUGGGAGCAGAGUUGGAGGCGUCAGUGGCAGAACUCCCUGACCAUAUAAUCAUGUUCUUGAAAGAGAACACUUCGAAUGGUAGUCAAGCGAGCGAAGAUGAGAUUGAAAUUGAUAUCGACGUUCUUAGUGAUGAUACCCUAUUAACGUUACGCAAACUUCUGGAUGCUCAUCUGUUGGAGAAGCAGAAAAGCCAAGUACCAGUAGAGCAACAUGAAAUUGAGAUGCAAAAGGAACCCGGAUUUAGCAAUUUAUCUUCCCAGCCUUGCAAAGACAACGAUCCAGCUGAUGAGGAUGUGGAUAUUGGUGAAAAUGAUCCACCACAUAUAUCAAGUUCUCCUCCAACAAAGAUUGCAGAGGAUGCCGACAGAAGGAACAGUAAUUGUACUAGUUCAAGGAGCUCCGCCUCCACUAGUGGUGAUUCAGGCUCGUCAUCGACUGAUAGUGACUCAGACAACGAACAAGCCGGUACCAAGAACCCCGUUCCUGCAAAUGCUGUGACUGAAACUGCAGAUACUAGAGCGGGGAGGGCGGAAAGUGAGCUAGGCGAUCCAAACAUUGGAGAUUUUCGGAAUGCGAAACCUGAGCAAAAUUCAGUCUCGAACUCAUCCUCUAUCGAUCCUAAUUGUGGCCAAGAGGGGGAGAGUGCUCCGUCAGAAAGGCAAGUCUCCCCUGAAAAGCAGUACCGCGCAGCUUUGCUGAGAAGCCGAUUUGCUGAUAUUAUAAUUAAAGCUCAAGAGAAUACCAUAGAAAAAGGGGAAAAACCGGAUCCUGAGAAACUGAAGCUCGAGAGGGAGGAGAUUGAAAGGCGAAGAAGAGAAGAGAAAGCUCGAUUACAAGCAGAAGCGAAAGCUGCAGAAGAGGCUAGAAAAAAAGCUGAAGCAGAAGCUGCAGCGGAAGCCAAAAGAAAAAGAGAACUCGAAAGAGAAGCCGCACGACAAGCUCUUCAAAAGAUGGAGAAGACUGUGGAUAUAAACGAGAAUAGCCAGUUUAUGGAAGAUUUAGAGCUGUUUAGAUCUGCUGGUCCAGAUGAGCACUUACAGAACCUGCUGAUAGAGCAAGCCAGCCCUGAAAAUUCCGAAAAUGCCCUUCUUGGUAGUUUCAAGUUUCAAGCAAGCAGUAAUCCUCUGGAGCAACUUGGACUGUACAUGAAGAACGACGAAGACGAAGAGGAAGAAGAAGUUGAGCCUCAAACUGUUCUAGAAACUUCCGAUAAUCCAGAAGAAGAUCCAGAUGAAGACGAAGAUCCGGAAGAAGGGGAGAUAGAUUGAUUGAUCAAUCAGCUUCCGAUUUUCUCGUUUCAUGUUCCUUGGUCUUUUCCUGUUGGAACAUCGAAUGUGGAUUUUAAAGGUUGAUUAGAUGUGAUUGCAUCGUAUGAAGUUGUACAAGAAUUGAUGCCCCGGCCUAUGUUCUGUUUAUUGUGAAAUGAUUUUGGUGUCGGACUUGGAUUCAAAGCGUAUUAUAAGGCUAUUCCCAUAUUAGUCUUACUUGUGGAUCCCUCCAUAUUAUGAAAAUUUGUAGCUAUAUAACUUGAUUUGGUUGUA